Messenger RNA from Lingula anatina, 2353 nucleotides. RefSeq lists its product as uncharacterized. Gene Ontology annotation, biological process: G protein-coupled receptor signaling pathway, coupled to cyclic nucleotide second messenger; chemical synaptic transmission. NCBI's taxonomy places the organism in Eukaryota, Metazoa, Brachiopoda, Lingulata, Lingulida, Lingulidae. The record is from RefSeq and is a predicted model, not a curated record. Gene Ontology annotation, cellular component: plasma membrane; dendrite. Gene Ontology annotation, molecular function: G protein-coupled serotonin receptor activity; neurotransmitter receptor activity.
GCCGGGGAUAGCAUAAAGACAAUCGCCAAUGACAGUUCGUAUUCACAACGCCACCUGCCUACAUGAAUACAUCACGAUGAACGUAGGCUUGUCAAAGGCCACCCAACUCUCAGACAUUACCAACCUGUUUCAAAGAUUAAUGACUUCGCAGAGGUAGAUUAUUACUCGUGAAGGCUUCGGUUGUUGUGGACAAUAUAAAUGCGUUUGUCAACGCUGUAUUGUGGUGGCGCGACGCCAAGACAUAUUUUGAAGCAGAUCGCAGGUAAUCAUGACAGUGCUUUCAAAUAUACCAUCGUCACACGAGGGAGAUCAGAACAAUACGGUGAUGCCUGAAGGUUCAUAUUUCCAAAAUGUUACACAGGACGGACAUGACCUCUGGUUAUUCGUACAGAACACAUCAGAAGAAAAUGACCUCCUGUCGGAGGCUGAAAGCAAUUUUUCAAGGACAGGUACAGCCAUUAUGGUGAUACCAGACGAGGCAUUUGGGGUGUGUUUAUUUGUUCUUUCGGCGAUUAUUUUAUUGUCUUUACUGGCUAAUUUGUUUCUGAUAGCUACCAUUCGUUUCUCCCCAAGCUUGCGGACCCCGCCAAAUGCUCAUCUGGUGAAUAUUUGUGCAAAUAACAUGUUUCUAGGCCUUGCAAUGAUUGCCGGAUUGAUAACCCUUACGACCACAGGACCAAAUGUUAAGCUUUACCGCACAUUGGAAUAUAUUCUGGAUGGCUUACAGCUAUUUUUGACCAUCAACUGCUUUCUUCAAUAUUGGUCAUGUUUUGCAAGCAUUGCGUAUUACAGAAACAGAACGAUAAGGAAACCCACAAUGUCCAUUGCCUUUCGAAAGGUGGUAGUGAAACGUUCCAUCUUGAUUUCUUGGGUGGUUAGUGCUCUUUUGAGCCUAAGCUCUGUACUGGCCUUUAAUGGUGAAGAUAUUGCCUUGGCUUUGAAUCCGUUCAAACGGGUUUUUCCUGCAAAGCCUACGCCCUACAAGUCAGGGUUCCUGGACAGCGUCAUUUUCAGUGCCAUUUUGGUGACCUUCUUGGUUGGCAUAUUUGUAAUGGUUAGGUGCUAUUACCGUAUAUUUCGCACUUUGCAAAUCGCAAAGCCUUUGAGCAACAACAAGGUUUCCCCUUGGAGACGCAAUUCGUCAGGGUCCGACGCCACCUGCAAUGGAAGCAUUACUAUGAAGGACCACCCCCAGCUUAACUCUUCUCCAAAGGUUUAUUAUGUAAGGUCCAGCAAUUGGACACGGCCUUACGUAAUUUCGAAUGACCCCCUAUGCCCCGCGGAAAAUGACGACAGUUCGGUCAUCGUGCAUUUCGAAAAGAGGAACCACUCUUUUCCAUUUGACGAGAGUUCCAUCCUCGAGAAUCCCAUACGGGCUCUUGCAAUGGAUCCACCCAAUGCUUCUCAAAAGAAACGGGAACUGAAAUUCACAACGAGCAAUGCCAGCAACGCGUCCAUUAGAUCUGGAACCUCUGCGGCGGGAUUUACUGACAUUUCUUUGGGAGCGGAAUUGCACCGGUAUCAGUGCAUGAAAAACAAAGCCGCCCUUCGUAAGCAGUCUUUGCGCCGAGAUACGAACAGUUUAUAUUUUGCCGCCAAGAACAGCAUUGUUAUGCUGUCUAUGUUUGUUUUCUGUUCCUCCUCAUUGUUUGUUUGUUCAAUACCCGGUGUUUUAGAUAAUACCGAAAUGGCCACAAGAGUUUAUGUUACAAUGGUUUGCAAAUUGUUAUUUUUUGUCAAUGCCCCAGCAUAUCCAAUUUGGUAUCUCAUAUUCAGUAAAAGGGUCCGUAAAUGUCUGAAUAGACUUUUGGAAAACACAGCAUGUUGUGUUCACGUAAGACAAUAUUAAAAGUUUUAGUACGUUAGUUAUCCAAGAUGUUGUGCAGAUUACUUUCUUAUAAUACAUUUAUAUACCUUCUUAUAUACAGUACACAUGUAUAUAUUAUGUGGUUCUCAUCUCUCGUUUCUUUUGCUAUGUUUUAUUUAAUCGUUUUGAUAUUUGUGUUACAAGGUGCCUACGGUGUGUUAGUGAUCUUGGACUUCAGUAAUAUCUUUACACAUGUAUAUAUUAUUUGGUUCUCGUCUCUCGUUUCUUUUGCUCUGUUUUAUUUAAUCGUUUUGAUAUUUGCGUUACAAGGUGCCUACGGUGUUGUUAGUGAUCUCGGACUUCAGUAGUAUCUUUAUGAAAGAGUAACGCGGGUUGGAUUAAACAAUGAAAACACCCAAAUCCCUCACAGCUACACCUGGGUAUACGUGAGAAUUUUCUAACAAUCCUAUUAUCACUUGGUGCCUAGGGAUAUUCAGGCAAUAAAUUGACUGCAUAUCGAUAUAAUUCAUUUAUGACUUUUAAACU